AUGGCUGAGUACGUAGCGCUCCAAAACCUGGAGAAUGACGAGGUCGAGAUCGCCGCCGCCACGAGUAGCGACAUCAACAACGACACUCCAAGAUGGGCUCUAGACCCUGAAAAGCAGCCUACAAGCCGGCGGACGCUUUGGAAACAGCAUCUCUAUUCUGCGCUGAUCACGGCUCUGCCUCGAUACAUCAGACCCGGCGGACUACGCGACAGGGAUAUCGGCCCAACGUCCUACUUAGACGCUCUUCGAGGCUACGCGGCCUUCAACGUGUUCAUCUUCCACAUAUUCGGGACGAACAAUCAGAAUGAUUGAAAACAUCAACCGAUCUUGAAUCUUCUCUUCGCAGGUCGGGGAAUGGUCGCUUUGUUCUUUGUCAUCUCCGGCUACGCUCUGGGAUACCGACUCCUGAUCCUGACACGGCAGGGCGACACGGAACGCCUGUUGAACGCACUCGCCUCGUCGACAUUCCGCAGAUACUUCCGGUUGUACCUCUCGAGUGUCGUCGCAU
This is a messenger RNA of Exophiala xenobiotica, 508 nucleotides long. RefSeq lists its product as uncharacterized. The record is from RefSeq and is a predicted model, not a curated record. Lineage: Eukaryota; Fungi; Ascomycota; Eurotiomycetes; Chaetothyriales; Herpotrichiellaceae. The transcript has a single exon. Bases 1 to 312 code for a protein of 103 amino acids.